AUUUUCUGUGGGCUUGUCUAUGUGGUUAAAUCUUUAAUCUGUCCCGCAGGAUGAAAGUGGACACACAUAGACUCUCCAAAGGACUUUUUUUCAGGAUUCUGCUCCCCCUUGCUGAGUUGCUCUCUCUCUAUCAUUGUUUCGCUCCGGCAUUAACCACAUUCCAGAGCGCCGCAGCGCAGCCCGUCUCCCUCCGCGCAUUCCUCUCACACAAACGAGUCCCGGAUGAAUCGUUGGAUACACGCAUUACUGUCCGUCUACGCGUUCAGCAUCUCUCAUGUUGAUGCUAAAUCAUAUGCGGAGAAUUUUGAGACAGCUGAAAUAGCUGGAAAGGAGUUCGCAUGAACAUUUACGGAAAAUCAAAACGAGAAAAAUUCCUCCGCGAAGCGCGCCAUUGACUGUAAAGACCUUUCAACUUUACAAAAAAAAAAAACCUGAAAUUGACAAACGUUCUCUUGAGUGGAAACUUUGUCACGACGACCGUAUCGCCACAAAACGACAUGCGGGGAGCGUGCAUCGUGACGGAAUGACGGCGAAGGACUAAGUAAUCGCGAACAGGCAACGAUGGCUCGCCCGAGGCGGCGUUUUUCCGCGUAAAAUGCUGUUUGUGUUGUAGUUGACUAACGUUAGUGCUCCGCGCGCUCCCCCGACAUGGAUGGAUAUGACGAGGAUCCGGCGAGCAAACUGAUGGAAAACCUCUCCAUAUUUGACGUUUAUCAAGACGGGAUGUACGGGGAACCGAACCCCGAUACAGCGAAAACUAAACGAAUGAAUGGCAGCUCCUCCGGGAACAAAGUCUACUGCGCGGCACCCGUGCGUUCCGUCAACGGGAACCGAGCCUCAGUGCCUCUGGAUUUCUGUUCUCCGCAAAGGGACGCGGUUUAUCCCGAUCCCGACGCGUACUGCACCAAAUCUGAAGUCGCCUUGCCGUGUUACAGCGGCGCGUCGGAGCGUCUCCGGAGAUACACGCACGCGGAGGUGCAGGCGCACCGGUACAGCGCUGGAUGCGCCUACGACGCGCUCGUUCUCGGGAAGCAGGUGAGGAGCAACAGCUUAUGCAUGGCCUCGAGCCCACGCUCCAGUCUGGCUUCGUCUCACUCGUCGCAAGACCAGAGCAAACACACCAGCCCGAGGUCGAGCAUCAGCAGCCCGCGGUCCAGCCUGGUGUCACCGGGACAAGAGAAGUACUGCGAGGGGAACGGCGUGAUCAGCCCUCGGUCGAGUUACGCCAGCACGGCCAGCGACACCAGCAAACACUCCAGCCCCAGAACCAGCCUCAACAGCUACGACUGCGGGAGCAAACCGAGCAGCAACCGAACCAGCGGCAUCAGCAUGGGCUACGACCAGCGGCACAUCAGCCCCAGAUCGAGCACCACGAGCCCGCGCUCCAGCUACUCGCCCGCGGGGAACCACGAGCCGGAGAGCGGCGCGGUGCACGGCGUCCCUGUGACCAGCCCCCGGUCCAGCAUCUGCUGUCAGGAAGCACGACCCGCGAACUGCGUGGUCAGUCCCCGCUCGAGCAUCUCCAGCCACAGCUCCAGGAGUUCGCGGAGCUCUAUGAGCGCGUAUCCCGAGCUCCAGCACUCCAUGCUGGGACCCGGUCUGCCGGAGGACGCGCUGCUGCUGCAGGACUUCACGGAGCCAAACGGCCUCCACAACAACCGCGUCCACCUCCAAGCGUUUCCCGAGCCUCAGCAGCAGAAUUCAGACGUCAACAUCGCGUUCAGCUACGGGAAGAUGUGCACCGGGGGACAGCGCUUAAAGCUGCCUUACCAGGUCACUCCAUCCCGGGACAGCGGCCCAAGUCCGGCGGAGCGGCGCCUGGAGGCCCUCACCCUGGAGCUGGAGAAGGAGCUCGAGAUGCACAUGAAAAAGGAAUAUUUUGGUAUCUGUGUGAAGUGUGGUAAAGGUGUGUAUGGAGCGAGUCAAGCGUGUCAGGCGAUGGGGAACCUGUAUCAUACAAACUGCUUCACCUGCUGCUCCUGCGGACGGAGGCUACGAGGAAAGGCUUUCUAUAAUGUCAAUGGAAAGGUUUACUGUGAGGAAGACUUCCUGUACUCCGGGUUCCAGCAGACGGCAGAAAAAUGCUUCGUGUGCGGUCACCUCAUCAUGGAGAUGAUCCUGCAGGCGCUGGGUAAGUCGUAUCAUCCGGGCUGUUUCCGCUGUGUGGUUUGUAAAGAGGGUCUGGACGGCGUUCCUUUCACCGUGGAUGUGGAGAACAACAUCUACUGUGUGAAAGACUACCACACGGUUUUUGCUCCUAAAUGUGCCUCGUGUAACCAGCCCAUCCUCCCAGUGCAGGGUUCAGAGGAGACCAUACGGGUGGUGUCCAUGGAUAAAGAUUACCAUGUGGAAUGCUAUCACUGUGAGGAUUGCGGUCUGCAGCUGAAUGAUGAAGAGGGGCAUCGCUGUUACCCGCUGGAUGGGCACCUGCUGUGCCACCGAUGCCACCUGCACCGCUUAAAAACCCCUGUACCAACUCACCCGCCCCCGAGUUACCCGCUCCACGUCACUGAACUGUGAACACAGGGCGAUCGGAGGGCGACCCGUGCCUGUUAUUCCUCCGGAGCGCCCUCUACAGCACUGAACACACAGACUGAGACACGACGUCCUGUGCCUUCAUCACUAAUCGACACGCACCCUUUCUGUGUCCUGCCAUCUGCCCGGCGUCUUUAAAGGGACAGUUCACCUAAAAUUAAAACUACAGUCAUCAUUUACUCACGGUCCACGGUUCCAAAAUGUUAUUUCAAGGCAAUACACGACAGGAAAAAACAUUGUAUUUCGGCCUGUUUUGCUUCCAUAACAAGUCAAAUUUCAUUUUUCUGUUCACCAGUGGAAAGAAAAUAUCUAAAAUACACAUUUAAGUGUUUAUUUUAUUUCACUUUAUCUAGUUUUGGAUUACAAUACAUAACAAUACAUUUUUUUUCUUAUUAAUACACCUCAACGUAUUCUGAUUUUACUGAGGGUUUUUUUUCCAUAUAUGAUUCACCUGAUAUAUAUUUUAUAUAUAUUUUAAUCCAAAAACAUAAUUUUCAAAGAUUUU
Molecule: messenger RNA, 3040 nt
Organism: Carassius auratus (goldfish)
Lineage: Eukaryota; Metazoa; Chordata; Actinopteri; Cypriniformes; Cyprinidae
Product: Wilms tumor protein 1-interacting protein homolog
Exons: 8
Coding region: 649-2520 (623 amino acids)
Biological process (GO): cytoskeleton organization; response to hypoxia; regulation of DNA-templated transcription
Cellular component (GO): P-body; transcription regulator complex; nucleus
Molecular function (GO): transcription corepressor activity
Source: RefSeq, a predicted model, not a curated record